AUGACAUCUUUUGAAGGUAUGUUGAACAAACAAUACGAACACAUUCAGAAACUGCAGCAAGACUAUAAUGCCAUGAAAACUGAAAUUUCAGACAUAAAACAAUCAAUUGACAACUUACAGCAUAAACAAUCCAACCUACUUUCAAACUUGUCUACCUGUGUAGACAAGUUUGAAACUGGCAGGAGGAAUAAUCUCGAAAUCUCUGGGAUCCCACUAACUAGUAAAAAUGAAAAUCUCUUCAACAUUCUGCAUCGUAUUGGAGUCAAAGUUGGUUUCUCACUGACUGCUACUGAUAUCGACUACAUCCACCGAGUAUGGCGCUUCUCAUCAAAAGAAACCCUACGAGGCGGUGAGGAAUCUUCUGCUAGUCAGCUUGAGCCCGUGAAGACAUCUACCAUACCCAACAUAAUUGUGAGGUUCACACAGCGCAAACGAAAAUGUGAACUACUGGCCGCGGGCUAA
Molecule: messenger RNA, 462 nt
Organism: Arctia plantaginis
Lineage: Eukaryota; Metazoa; Arthropoda; Insecta; Lepidoptera; Erebidae
Source: the annotation of a GenBank genome assembly